Molecule: messenger RNA, 3516 nt
Organism: Closterium sp. Naga37s-1
Lineage: Eukaryota; Viridiplantae; Streptophyta; Zygnematophyceae; Desmidiales; Closteriaceae
Source: the annotation of a GenBank genome assembly
AUGAACGUGAACGACCUGGAGGUGGUACUGGGGAUCCUCCAAUCAGCAGGGUUCAACGUGGCGCGAGCUGAUAGGCCGGAGGAGGCGCGGGUGAUUCUGGUGAACACGUGUGCGAUCAGGGAGAAUGCAGAGGCGAAGGUGGGGCAUCGGCUGAACUAUUUCAAGCAUGUGAAGCGGAAGUGGAGGGAUAAGUUCGCUCAGUCUGCUGCUGCUGCUGCUGCUGCCGCUGCUGCUGCUGCUGCUGCUAGUGCUAGUGCUGCUGCUGCUGCUGCUGCUAGUGCUAGUGCUGCUGCUGCUGGUUCUGCUGCUGCUGAUGCUGCUGGUGCUGCAUCUGUUACAGGGUUACCAGCGGGGUGGUUACCACCUCCGCCCAAGGUGGCGGUGCUGGGGUGCAUGGCAGAGCGGCUCAAGGAGCAGCUGGUGGCGGCGGAUAAGAUGGUGGACGUGGUGUGUGGGCCCGAUGCUUACAGGGAUCUACCGCGGCUCCUAGAUGAGGUGGAGGCGGGUCAGCCGGGAGUCAACACGCUCCUCUCCCUUGACGAAACCUAUGCUGACGUGUCACCCGUUCGGCUCGCCUCUAAUUCCGUCAGCGCGUUUGUGACUAUAAUGAGGGGCUGCGACAACAUGUGCUCCUACUGCAUCGUGCCUUUCACGAGGGGCAGGGAGCGCUCCCGGCCAAUCAGGAGCAUCCUUGGGGAGAUCGAGGAGCUCGCCGGGCAGGGCGUGAAGGAAAUUUAUCUUCUCGGGCAGAAUGUUAACAGUUACCGGGACACGUCAGCAUGUGAUACGUUUGUCACCACCACUGUUUCUUCCCCUUCCUCCUCCUCCUCCUCCUCCUCCUCCUCCUCCUCCUCCUCCUCCUCCUCCUCCUCCUCCUCCUCCUCCUCCUCCUCCUCCUCCUCCUCCCCCCAACCGCACUUGACCCCUGGCUUUUCCACAAUCUACAAACCCAAGCUGGGUGGGAUCCGAUUCGCCACUCUCCUAGACGAAGCUUCCCGGAACUUUCCCGACAUCCGCUUCCGGUUCACCUCCCCUCACCCCAAGGACUUUCCCAAGGAGCUUCUUUCGCUCAUGGCUGCCCGGGGCAACGUUUGCAAAAGUUUGCAUCUGCCCGCACAGAGCGGCAGCAGCAGUGUGCUGGGGAGGAUGCGCAGGGGGUAUUCGAGGGAGGCGUAUCUGGACCUGGUGGAUCGCGUCAGGAGCGUUGUGCCUGGCGCCGCCAUUAGCAGUGACUUUAUUACUGGCUUCUGCGGCGAGACAGAGGAGGAGCACCAGGAAACCCUCUCUCUCAUGCGUGCAGUGGGAUACGACAUGGCCUACAUGUUUGCCUACUCGCUGCGCCCGCGCACACACGCCCACCGGCGGCUAGAGGACAAUGUACCGGAGGAGGUGAAGCAGCGGCGGCUGAGUGAACUCGUGGCCACGUUCCGGGAGGCAACAGCUGCCCGAUACACAGCUCAGGUGGGAACCAAGCAGGUGGUGCUGGUGGAGGGUCCCAACAAGCGCUCUCCACUCACAGAGCUGAUUGGGAAGACUGACCUGGGCCACCGAGUGACCUUCAACAACUCCCUCCACCAGCAUUUGACAGCGGCGGACAGGAAACACAAGGGUUCUUCGCUGGACUUGGAAAGUGGGGGGGGUGGGGGUGGGGCUAGUAGGGGUUCAGCUGGAGGGGGGGUUGCGAGCACUGUCGUUGGAGGUGAUUCGUCUUUUGAGUCGACUCAACAUUCAGCAUGUGCAAUUCUCACGUUCGUCACGUGCAUUUUCCCUCCUUCGAUGCGAUUCGAUCCGACCUCCUCCAGCCACAUCAUCAUGCGGACCCACGAGACCCGCACGGAGGGCGUGCUCGACUGCACAGGCGCGCUCACCGUCCUCGCUACAAAGCUCACCGCUGUCGCGUAUAACUACCAGGACGGGCUCACGCUGCUCAAGGAGAAGGACCAAGGCGCGAAAGCCAAGGACGAGACGGAGAAGAAGGAAUUAACCGAGGAGCAGAGGCGGCGCGAGGAGCGGAUGGAGCGUUCGCGAUUGGAGCGGCGAAAGGCGGCGCUGGUUACCAUGCCGUCGCCGCUGGAGCUGUUGGGGUACCUCUUCUGCUUCGGGCUGCACAUGACGGGCCCGUUCUUCGAGUUCAAAGCGUACGACGACUGGACCCGCCGACAAGGGAUCUGGUCCCCAAGUCUCAAGCAGCCGUCCGUCCUCCCCGCGUUCUUCCGCGCGUUCGGUUCAGGGCAUCCUUGCAGCGAUAGCCUCACUCUUCUGUCUGUUCCCAUCCACCCCCUUCCCAUCCACCCCCUUCCCAUUCACCCCCCUCCCCUGCAGAUCUGGUCCCCGGGUCUCAAGCAGCCGUCCGUCCUCCCGGCGUUCUUCCGCGCGUUCGUGCAGGGCAUCCUCGCGGCGCUCGUCUUCCUGCUCGUGUCGCCCUCGCUGGACCUCACGCGCAUCAGCGACCUGCGCAAGAACCGCGCGUACCCCUUCCACCUGCGCUGGCUGUUCGCGCACCAGGCCAGCAUCGUGUGGCGCUUCCGCGCCUACAUCCUCUGGAGCAUCACCGAGGCCGCCAUGGUCGUCGGCGGGCUGGGCUUCAGUGGCUGGGAGACGCCGAAAAAGGGGGGGGAGGCUGGGAAGGGCGGGGCUGGGAAGGGGGAAGCGGAGGGGGCGAACGGGGGUGGGAAGGGUGGUGAUGGGGGGAAGAGGGAGGGUGAUGAGACAUGUGCGGCGCCUGGAGGGGAGGGGGAGGGGGAGGGGGAGGGGGAGGGGAAGGCGCUGUGGAAUAGAGCGCGGAACGCGGAUAUUCUGGGGUUCGAGUUCCCCAAGAGCUGCCUCGACUUCGCCACCACGUGGAACAUCUCCUACGGCCUCUGGCUCCGGCUGUGUGAGUUCCCUGCUCUCUGGCUCCGGCUGUGUGAGUUCCCUGCUCUCUGGCUCCGGCUGUGUGAGUUCCCUGCUCUCUGGCUCCGGCUGUGUGAGUUCCCUGCUCUCUGGCUCCGGCUGUGUGAGUUCCCUGCUCUCUGGCUCCGGCUGUGUGAGUUCCCUGCUCUCUGGCUCCGGCUGUGUGAGUUCCCUGCUCUCCCCCUCAUCCCUGCUCUCUAUCAGCCCGUGGCAACCCCCUCAUCCCUGCUCUCUGGCUCAGGCUCUGAAGGCCACCUUUUUCCACAUGCUCGCCACCAUGUUCGUCAGCGCCGUCUCCCAUGUGAGUUUCACAUGCUCCCUUGCCUCCCUCCCAUGUGGGUUCCUCCUUACCCCCCUCCCGCCCAUUUGCGUUCCCCCUCCUUACCCCCUCCUCCCAUGUGCGUUCCUCCUUACCCCCUCCCCCCAUGUGCGUUCCUCCUUACCCCCUCCCCCCAUGUGCGUUCCUCCUUACCCCCUCCCCCCAUGUGCUUUCCUCCUUACCUCCUCCCCCCAUGUGCGUUCCUCCUUACCCCCUCCUCCCAUGUGCGUCCUUCCUUACUCCCUCCCAUCUGCGUUCUUCCUAUUGCAUCCCAUGCUUCGCUCGCCCAUGUGCGUCGCCCCUAG